Messenger RNA from Pygocentrus nattereri (red-bellied piranha), 4319 nucleotides. Its product is annotated as carbohydrate sulfotransferase 8. The transcript is spliced from 5 exons. Gene Ontology annotation, molecular function: sulfotransferase activity. Lineage: Eukaryota; Metazoa; Chordata; Actinopteri; Characiformes; Serrasalmidae. Gene Ontology annotation, cellular component: membrane. Gene Ontology annotation, biological process: proteoglycan biosynthetic process; carbohydrate biosynthetic process. The record is from RefSeq and is a predicted model, not a curated record. Bases 504 to 1841 code for a protein of 445 amino acids.
CGCUCGUUCCCGUCCUUCCCCGCGCCGCUCCGCGCGCUCCGCCCGCUCACCGGAGGCAGAUACCGCACGCGGGCGCCUGUGCGUGUAUAUGUGUGUAUGUAUGCAUGUGCCCCGCGCGCGCUCCUCCUGCUCCGGUCAUUCCCAACUCAUCGUGACACGCGCGCGCCGUCGCUGGGCUCUUUUUGUUGCAGCAGCAGCUUCUGCUCUUCCGCAGCAUCUUUCUCGCGCAGAGUCUCGAGCGGAGUGGGUCGCGCGAGCCGAGGAGGCGCGGGGGAAGGAGUGUAAGAAAGGAGAGAGAAGAAGGGAAGAUAGAGAUAAAGAUAAAAGAAGGGAUUGGAGCGCGUGGAGCAGUGAAAGGUGGUCGCUGGAAGGCGCGAGCCCCGCCGCUGUCCAUGGUGCUGAAACCCAGCAGCUUCUUCACCGUUGGACUGAAGGGAACUCCACCCUGCCGCUGAGUCCAGCUCCACAAACAUCUGCCGACUGCCUCCCAUGAGCAGUGUGUUAUGCUCUGGGCAGACUGUAAAGUCCUGGAUGCUAUGAGGGUCAGACGGAGAUCCCGGGGGGCCGCCAGGAAGCUCUCUUGCUCCUUCUGGUUCCUGCUACUGUUUGGGGCAGGGGGUCUGCUGCUCUUCAUCCACCUGCAGGACCUUUCCGACAUGGUGCAACAGCAAGGACCAGGGGUCAAAUUCAGUGGCAUGGCUCGGCAGACGAGGGAGGAGCUCUGUGGUCAGCAGGACAGUGAUGUUGCGGGCAGUGCUGCUGCAGCUCGGAUGGUCAGAGGAGUCAGGCAUGAUGAGCCUAGCGCUGACAAUCCUGUCUCACCCAUGCAGUUCCCCGCCUUCGACUGGAACAGACCAGCCCCCACACCCGGCUCCCGUGAGCAUGAGCUGGGCCAGCGGGUCACCAAACGCCACCGAAAACUCCUCAAGACUGGCCCGGUCAUACGGUCACUCUCCAACUUCUCUUUGUCAAGCUCCUCACUGUCAGACUCCAUGCCCGAGAGUUGGCGGCGGCUCUCGCGAAUCCAGGAGGCACGACGGCGCCUGAUGAAGGAGGUGUGCGCCAAAUACCGCAGUAAUAUCUCACGCACCGUCACGCCCCACCACGUCAGCCGCAUCUAUGUGGAGGAUCGGUACAAGCUGCUGUACUGCGAGGUGCCCAAAGCUGGCUGCUCCAACUGGAAGAGGGUGCUGAUGGUGCUGGACGGAGUCGCCUCAUCCACCCGUGAUAUCGGACAUGACGCUGUUCACUAUGGCAACCACCUGAAGAGGCUGGACAGUUUUGACCGACAGGGCAUCGCCAGGCGCCUGGACACCUACACCAAGGUUCUGUUCGUGCGGGAGCCCAUGGAACGGCUGGUGUCAGCCUUCAGGGACAAGUUUGAGAGCCCCAACUCCUACUACCACCCCGUCUUCGGCAAGCCCAUCAUCUCCAAGUACAGAGUGAACGCCUCCAAGUCGGCCCUCAGGACGGGCAGCGGCGUCACCUUCCAGGAGUUCAUCCGCUACCUGCUGGACGUGCACCGGCCCGUGGGCAUGGACAUCCACUGGGAGCCUGUCAGCCAGCUCUGCAGCCCCUGUCUGCUGGACUACGACUUCAUCGGCAAGUUCGAGACCAUGGAGGAGGAGGCCAACUUCCUCCUGCGCAGGACAGGCGCCCCAAGAAACCUCACCUUUCCCACGUUCAAGGACAGGAACCCCAAAGCGGCAAGGACUUCCACACACAUCACCCAGCACUACUUCACACAGCUCAACGCCUCGGACAGGCAGCGGGCGUACGACUUCUACUACAUGGACUACCUGAUGUUCAACUACUCCAAACCCUUCAAGGACUUGUACUGAGGUGGCUGCGCCUGUGCAGGAUAAGCUGUAAAAGACUGCUGGCACGUUACAGCUAUACAGUGUUUCUAUUAGUAACUCAUGCUAACUGUUUAAAACUACCAAGCUUUCUGCUACAUUGGCACUUCAUGGCAUAAUACACUCAAAUUACAUUGGGAGGAUUGAAACAGAUCAGUGUAGACCUGCUAAUUAAGCUGGGAUUUUAAUGUAAUAGUUGGGCAAAAAAAUCAAACAUGCAUAGUUUUCCCUCUUGUUGAUCAGGCCUGACUUGUUUUGCUGGCUUCUUUGGAUUUGCACGGCUAAUGUAGCCAGUCCAUGUUCAUGCAGUGUCUCACACAGCGUCAGAAACCACAUAAGAAAGAACUUUCUGAGUCUGCUGCGAUCAUUGAAGCAUGCAGUUAGCAUGACGCUAAUUGCAUAAUUCAGAGAAAGUCAUGCCUCCAUUAGCUUCUGUAACUAUGUCUGUAGCUUGCAUCUUUACACAUGUGCUGGCAGGUAGACUGAGCCGAUGGUUUGACUGAUGUAGCUACAGAAACUAUAGGACGUAUGAUUUUCUUAGAAAUUUGCAGUUAGCAUCAUGAUGCCUGUUUAGUGUAGAAUAGGGCUUAAUUUGUAAAAGAUCAGGUCCUGGAACACAGGGUAGUGAUGGAUCCGGCAGGUUGACGGAGCGGCGGUCCUGGAACCCACGAAAAAAUUAGGUUCUCCUAGAAUGUUCGAUCUCAAAACUAGUCUAAACGAGUUAAGAACAAACGUUCUCUUAACAUAUGGCUGCUAACGCACAGGUCAAGUAAGUGAUGGGCAUAUAAACUCACAAAAUAGGUGAAAUUAUUCCAUCCUAAUUUGGACUUUGAUCAAUCAAAAUUUCACCCCUUGUUCAAACACACAAAAAAAAAUGCUCUUCCAAGACCUUCACCACCGUAUUGACUGGAAACAUGAGCGCAGCUUAUUCAAAUCAUGAAACAAAUUAGGCGUGAUUUCAUUAAUCUGAACAGGAUCACAUGUCGAUAACUGAUUUCAUGAGUUCUGACUUUUGUUUUCUGUGAUGGACGCAUGGCGGCACAUCAUAGAUUUGUUUUUUGUUUUUUUACUAGAAUGUGUCACAGAAAUAAAAUUCAAGGUUCGGCCCACCUGUGAUGUGCCGAGCCCCUCCAAACUGGCAGUCCUGGCGCCGCUGCUGCGCUCUAGCUAUCGGUUUAGCUCAGCGUUUAAUAAAAUCUUCUGAGAGAUGAACAUUUACAGCAGUAGUGACGCACUUGUGAGAGAUGUGCUGUCGUUUCUCUCUCCAUGCGUCCAACAGAACUGAAACUGAAAGUGCAUGUUGUGGAAUGAGGUAAACAGCAUGCUAAGUUUUUUUUUCAUAUUUUGUUAUGAUAUAUUUGUUGAAUUGUUCAUAGAAAAGAUGUUCAGGGUAACGUGAGUCAGUUGCUCACUAACACCGUUGUACCAUUUUUAGUCAUCAGUCCAGACUAAUUUACUGCCGCCGCCGUUCUCACAGCAGGUUUGUUGUGAGGAGCAUUGUUGGAGUGCAGUCUUUUUUCACAGAGGAAGCAGCACUUGGAGAUGAUUGUGAUUGGCUGAGAGGUGUGUCAAUCAAUUUUGCCAACGAUCAAUUGGUGGCGCUUCCAUUACAUACCCACAUUAGCCAUGAAGUUCAGAGCAAAAGUAAAGAAGCAAGUAUUGCCUGAUCGAUGCAUUUGGGAAACUAUGGCUUUAACGUAUCAGAUGCACUUGAAACCCAAACGAAAUGAUUCUCUCCUCCAAACACACUUCAUUUACACGCCAAAAGUAACACACCACUCUUUAGAGAGCACACGUCACACGUUACACACGUCCACGACGCCUUUACCUAAACUGCUAUUUUAAAGUAUAAAAAGAAAAGUAACUAUAAUAUUCAGAAUUGUAAAAAGGGCAUUCAGAAGACUCUAUAUUUUUAUAUGUAUUUGUAUAUGGCUUUAGGUGUAUCUGUGUGUGUGGUUGUCUUCAUUCGAGGCCGUUGUUGAUUUUGUAGUAGGGUUUCUGAGUGUGCGUGAAGCUGCCACCUUUAACGUUAUGGCGUUUUCCCAUUUGUAAAUGACUGUGUAAGAAAACCUUCAUUCAGAAAUGGAGACAGAUUGCAGAUCAGAAAUGCCCUCGGUGAGAUGACAGUUCUGGCUGGGGUAAUCCAUGUUUUCAAAAAUGCCACGUCUAAAAGUUUCAUUUAAAUCAAAAUAAUACCUUCAUUAACCAUAACCCUUGGAAGUCUAGCGAUAUUACUGUCAUUUUGCUAUUUUCUCAUUAUUGCAAUGUAAUUACAUAGUUAUUACAUGGUUAUUAUAAAAAAUGACCUUCAUAUAGUGUAUUUACAGGUUUUAAUCCAAGCAUUUGGCUUCAGUUGUUUGUUGUCAGUCAGACUGAUAGAAAAGUCAAUCUUUUGGAAUAUGUUUCCGCAAAAAAGGCCUUGAACAAACAAUUCAAAUUAUAAUUAAAUCCUCCUCUUUUACU